Paramacrobiotus metropolitanus is the source of this 1821-nucleotide messenger RNA. Its product is annotated as charged multivesicular body protein 7-like. NCBI's taxonomy places the organism in Eukaryota, Metazoa, Tardigrada, Eutardigrada, Parachela, Macrobiotidae. Gene Ontology annotation, cellular component: ESCRT III complex; multivesicular body; cytoplasmic side of plasma membrane. The transcript is spliced from 6 exons. The coding region runs from base 115 to 1515 and encodes 466 amino acids. Gene Ontology annotation, biological process: vesicle budding from membrane; late endosome to vacuole transport via multivesicular body sorting pathway. The record is from RefSeq and is a predicted model, not a curated record.
GGAAUCGUUCAUUUGAUCGCACUAAUUUACGAAGGAAGAAUAGUUUACUUGACUUUGUUCUUGAAAGACUAGUUAUUCUCAAAAUAGUUAUCCUGGAUUCUUUGAAAAGCAUUUAUGAUGAAUCAAGCUGUGAAGCAAUCUGCCAGAUCCUUAUCGAAGAUCGAAAGUGCGAAUCUUAGCGAAGAUGAAUCGGACAUGGAGCUUCCUAAACUCGGGCUGCGGGAGCCAGCGGAAGUGCCAUCUAAUUAUCUGCCCGAAAUAUGGAAAGAUGAAACCCGGAUGAAUGUGUUAUUCACAGAUUUUCGUCCACGCGAGGUGAAUCCUGCAGCAUAUGACAGUAAAAUGAAAUUUUGGACGGAUGUUGUUAAUCGGUGCGUGGAGGCUGAAAACUUGAUUUCGUUCACCGCCAGCGAUGUACGAGAGAAAUUGCAGAGGAAGGGACGAAGGCCGCAAGGCAUUGCGAAAGUUCUGGAAGAAAUGCACAGGGAGAAGCGCUUUGUCACCCUCGACGAAUUCUUUUCCACUGCUCAAGAUUCGUGGGUGUCAUGGGGGUUCGAAAUGGCUAAAAAACCGUUGUGGUGGUCAGCAGGCAUGGUCUUGGGUUACAAGUCGGUGGAUGCAGAGCAGGCGCGUUUCGUGGAUGUGGAAAAAAUAAAGGCCAUAGCAGCUGAAGUCGUGGAUCGGGCAAACUCCGGAAUUUUGCCCUCUUCCGCUGUGGAUUUACCCACAUUCCGAGCGCUAUUUGGCGAUCUGUUGUCGGAAACUGCAGUGCCCCUUGUGCUGAAACAUCUCCAACGUACGAAACAAAUUUUAGUGACCGAUCUGGACCAGCCAGAUCACGCAACGAUAAAGUUUUUAUCUCCCGGUUCUUCUUUGUCACCUCAUAACAAGCGCACUGCUCAAGGAAUCUCCGAAGCGGAUCGGGGCGUUAUCACUCUUCGGAAAUCUCUCCAGAAACUUGAAUCCAGAGCGGUUACUUUACAAAACAGAAUACAUGAACUGGAUGCGGAAACCAGAUCAUUUUUGCGGGAUGGGCAGAAAGCAGCGGCACUGAGGGUUCUGAGGAGAAAAAAAAAUGCGGACAAAGUGCUUGGUCAAACAGACUUUGCGAUUAACAAUAUCGGCACCAUAUUGUUCCGUCUGGAAAAUUCAGAAACCGAUGAAAAGGUGGUCGAGGCUUACAAAGCCGGCUUGUCCGCCUUGAAAAAAACUCAGCAAGAUACAAGCUUGGAGCAAAUCGAAGGGAUUGUGGAUGAAAUUCAGGAAGCUCAGGAAAUCCAGGAGGAAAUUAACCAGGCUAUCUCUUCUCCACUCAGAGCUACACUGGACGCAGAAGACGAAGAACUAGAGAAAGAGCUCAAUGACUUACUAAAUGAUGGAGAGACUGAGAAGCUUAUUGACGAAUUGGAAAAAUUGAAAGUUCAUGGAGAUGAACUCACAAAAAAAGGAUUCGUCACUCCGGUUGCGGCUAGAAAUAGGCAGUCGGAAACCUAUGAGAAGCUUUCCCAGUCCUGACCUCAAGAGAAAUCCCCGGGUAUUAUUCACUUUGGGCCAAUUGCAGAUAGCGUAUCUACCUACCUUCGACUUUCCACUUCCUGUGCCUGUAUUGUAUCUUUUAUGAUUUUCGUUUUAUUUAGUAGUUCGGCAUUGGUUGCAGUGGAUGCGUUUAGAGUGUAUUGUUGCUUUAAAUACCUACCCGAGUAGACGCAUGUUGUUUGGCUGUUAAUGCUGAGCACAUAUAAUUGUGCUUUAAUUAUUGCGUUGGCCCGUGGCCGUUUGGAAUUUUGGCUGCAUCUUUAAUGAACAGUGUAGAUUCUUCGA